Papaver somniferum (opium poppy) is the source of this 2215-nucleotide messenger RNA. RefSeq names its product putative poly [ADP-ribose] polymerase 3. Lineage: Eukaryota; Viridiplantae; Streptophyta; Magnoliopsida; Ranunculales; Papaveraceae. The record is from RefSeq and is a predicted model, not a curated record. The coding region runs from base 1573 to 1860 and encodes 95 amino acids. The transcript has 4 exons.
UUUCGUUCUCUUCUCCGAUAAUGAUUAAGGUUAACUUCUCUGGUUUAUGAUAAUUUAUGAAGUCUUAAAUCAACAAUCUCUCCGAGAUUAUGGUCGAAUGAUUUGCUGAUUUCACAUAUACCAAAUCCCAAAUCAAACCCUAAUCUCGAAUCCAUUUUUUUAUAUUCUUCAGGACUGACCUAGCAGCGCCAUUCUCCACCAUGAUUCGAUCUAUUAAUGGAAGUAAAAUCGUCCCACCAUGAGCCGAUCUCAAUUUUCGUAUUAUAUUAUUCGAUCUAUAACCAUCUUCUUCGAUCUAUAAGAAUUUUCUUUCUUCAAUCUCACUGUGAACCAUUUUCUUCUUCAAUCUUUAACUGUAAACUAUUUAAUUUGUUCUCUCUUCUUGUGUCUUUAAUCAUCUUGGUUUCUGUCAAAAUAGUUUAUUAUUUUCAAGAACAGAUGUUCGAUUUUGUGAAACUUUAACCUAGAUUCUUCAAUUUAGGAUAUUUCGAGAAUUGGUUACGUGCUUUGUGAACUUGGGUUUUUCUUGAUACUUCUGUUGUUGAGUUAUUAACUAUGGGUUUGUGAAAAGUUUGAACUUUAGGUCAUAUGUGAUAAAAAUCAAUUUGAGCAUGUUUAGCUCUAGUUAAGUGGAAUGUUGACGCUAAAAAUAUGUUGCAGACUCUAAGCGAAUAAAUUCUCAUUGCUUUUGUUGUUGUGAAGGUAGAGAUUAAUAGGUUAAGUGAAGAGCUAAUUCGGUUGAAGGAUCUGAUUUUAUAGAUAAAAAAGUGAAACCUGAGUUUGAACCAAUUAUUGAAGUUUGUGGAUUCCUUGUUAAAUCUUGCAUCUCUAACUGUGUAUGUCUAAAAUCCUGAUUUAUUCAUGAGUUAGGGUUUUGAAGGUUUAUUCUUGAAUUUUACCCUUUUGAUAUGUAUUAUUUCUGAUCUGAUGUCGUGAUUUGGGGGUUCUGCUAGAUUCAUGACUUGUUUUCUUAAGUUUGCCAUUUGUCAGUUGGUUUAAUGUUGAUUGUUGAUUGCAGCUCAAGGAUGGAUACACAACAAUGGGAUAUUAAGUUUGAAAGAUGAUAUUUUGAAGAUGAAGAGAUGGUUUAGUUUGAAGGUGUUGAAAAUAACUAGCACCAGUAUGUAAGAACAAAAUCACAAGGGAGAAAAGAGAUAAGUAAACUGACCUGGUUAGCAUACACUUAGAUCACUUGAUUCAAGUCAGAUUGAGGAAUUAUGUGCCAACCCUGGUUCGAUUGAUUCGAAUGAGCAUUUUCAAAUGAGCAUAUUGGAGACAAAGCUAAAGCUUUAUGGAAAGAGAGGAGUUUAUAAGGACACUGAUUAGAUUACAGGAAGAGCGUGGGGAAAUCCUCGAUAAAUAUGGAAUCCUUUACAACUGUGCUUUCUCCCUAUGUGAUUAAGGAAGAGAACUAAACGAGUAUUGCCUACUUUUUUUCUCCUGUCAUUUCUUUGUUUUUUAUUCUUCUUUGCGUGAUGGAGAGUGUUGUAUUGUUGAAGAUAAAGUACUCUUUUGGGUGAUGAAAGGCUUAAACAUAAUUGAGUUUAUCUACCCUUGUGCAACUAUUGUAUUAUGCAACUCAUUGUGGUGCCUGAAAACCGGUUACAUCUGUACUUCAAGAAGGGGCAAGUGAGAGAUGAUGACAAAGCUGAAGAGAGGGUCGAGGAGAAGGAGAAUGUUGAUGAUGCAGUCAGGGAAUUUGCGCAGCUGUUUAACGAAGUUACAGGAAACGAAUGGGAGAGCGAGAAAAAAAUCCAGAAGAAGCAUACAAAGUUCUAUCUUGUAUACAUGGGUGAUGGUGUCGAUGUUCAACACGGUGGUCUGGGUCUCAGACAGUUUUAUCUUACAGGUGUGCACUAAUGGAGAUGAGACUUGACUCGCCUGAUUCGUCUAUGGGGAUGCUGACAGAUGUGUGCAAAAUUUGUGUCAAAGUACAUGAAUGAAUUGUUACUCAUCCAAGUUGUAACAGAUGCUAGGUUAUAACCUUUUCAGGUGAGGAAGUUCUUAACGAGUUCAUAGACAAUUUCAAAAUGACAAAGGAGACUGGACAGAAUAAUGAAGCAAUUUGGUCAGAUUUCAGCCAGAGAUGGUUCACUCUUAGUUUAAUUUCCACUUGCUUAUAGUUUCUGUUAUACAUUGCAGGGAGUCUCGUUUGUUGGAUUGUUUGUAUGUUGAGAUAUAUGGCUACUUGUCAUUAUUGAACUACUACCAUCCU